Trichobilharzia regenti is the source of this 2067-nucleotide messenger RNA. The record is from the annotation of a GenBank genome assembly. Lineage: Eukaryota; Metazoa; Platyhelminthes; Trematoda; Strigeidida; Schistosomatidae.
GACUUGAUUAACUGCGGCAGGUAAUUUUUUCCUGUGUGCCUAUAUAUCAGAAGUGAAACAUCUGAAACGAUGUGUAUCUAUUAUUUCGUUUUACGCCGGUGUUAUAAUCUGGUCAAUGGAUGAAUUAGUUAAUUACUCUGAUUCAGAUUCCUAUGAGGAGAGUUGUUCAACAUCGGGGCAAUCAAAAACAAAUGAUUUGUCAGUGAACUCAUCAAGUCAUAUUGUUUAUAAGUCUUUGCCAGAUAAUGUCAAUGAUGGGGAUGUUGGCGAUAUUCGAGGGGAAGAUUUCUUCAACCUAAAAGACGCCGAUGAUAAAGGCAACUUCUGGACAUCAACAAUACAUGAUAAUGAUUUACUGUUACCGUGUCCUGUAGCGAAUGUUAAAACCAAUCAAGAGGAAAAAAUAUUAAAAGAUGAAAAUAUCUCCUGGCGUCAUCAUCAUCAUGGGAAAAAUGAUUUUAGUCGUCAGAGAAGAGAAAAGGCACAAGAAAUUGUAACUGAUGAUAAGAAUAAAUUUUAUAUUUCUCAUGUAAUUGAUUAUAGACAUUAUCAGACCUUAGGUAUUCAUCACUACAAUGAUGUCAUAAUCUAUCCACGUUUAUCUCUUCAAUGGCCGUAUCUUGCAUUAUAUGGACCUUUGCUAGCCUCUAGCAAACAAUCGAAUCAUUCAUCCCAGUGUAUAUCGUCACAUAUUCUAAUCUGGAAGUUACCAUUUGAUAAUAGUGCCUCAAAAGCUACCUAUACACCAAUUUGUAGCUAUCAAAUUCAUCGAAAUCAUGAAGUGACCUCCUCCUCGUCAUCAUUGUCGUCGUUGUCAGCUUGCUCAAGACGAGAUCAUUACUGUUGGAUGAAAUUUCGUUCAGCUGAAACAGAUUCACAAUGUUUACAGGUAGUAGCAGCUACUAGUAAAGGAUUCAUUGAAUUAUGGGAUGUUCAACAGGAUAAAAGAGUCAGAGAAUUUAAUGUCUCAUCACAAACUGGACCAUUGUUACGUUGUGCUGCCUUGCCAUCAGCCGCCUAUCCAAGUUGUCUGCUAACCAGUGGUAUGAGUGGUGUGAUUAGUUUAUGGGAUCUACGUGUAUCAGCAUGGCAGAGGCCUCAGCUGAAAUUUUCUCAUUCAGAAUUAAAAGCAUCGAUUGCUGAUCUGUUAUGGCUCAAUGAACAUCAUUUCAGUUCAUGUUCAGAUACAAUAGAUCGUAAUAAUUGUGAGCAUAAUGUUGGUGUAUGGGAUAUCCGUUUCACUAAGCCAAUAUCACAUCAAUUAUAUCAAGAACGUUGGGGAUGCAAUAGAAUGGCAUUGAAACCGUUACCAUAUCCUAAUGAACAUGUUCGUUUCGCUGUACAAAGUCAGGGGGAUACAAUUAUAGAAAUUAGUGGAAGAAACAUGAAAAGAUCGACAUCAUUAACAGCAGUCUCGUGUAAUCGUUUAUCGUAUCAUUUAGAAAAAUGUUGGCGUUAUGAAGGUCAUCAGCUUCAGGGUCAUCCUUUUGGUUUAGCCUAUAACCCAUCAGGUACCCUGCUGGCUAGUGGGUCAUGGUCACAGUCUAGUCCAGUUCUAUGGGAAUCACCGAGACGUAAGCAUUCUUCAUCAUCCUAUGCUCUUAUGACAACAGCGAUGAAACAGUUACCUGAAAUUCCAAAGUCUCCUAUUUCUUCUAUUACAGAUGUUGUUUGGGUACCAAAUCAAUUUGUUUCAAACGGUUGUGAUUGUCUAAUAGCUGUUCAGUUGAAUGGUAGCAUUAUUGUAUAUAAUUCAUGAUUGCCAAUCUGUUUUUUUUUAUUGUGCAAAUUAAAGAUGUUAAAUAUUAUUGUCUAAGCUUUCUCAUAUAUCUGAUGUUGUAUACUGAAAGGGAAAAUGUUUAUUGUUGGUGUUGCCAUGAUGUGGUCCUGAGUUGAAUUGACUAGAAUGUGCCUCCACAAGAUGACAUUAUAACCAAGUGAUCACCAACUGGAAUUAUCUCUCCCACACUGACUGAGGUAGACACAAAAUUCAGACUUGGAAUAAUAGCGACUGGAACGAUCACAACAACAUGACCCCGAUUUGGGACGUAAACAUUGACGUAAAUU